This is a messenger RNA of Podarcis lilfordi (Lilford's wall lizard), 12548 nucleotides long. The record is from the annotation of a GenBank genome assembly. Lineage: Eukaryota; Metazoa; Chordata; Lepidosauria; Squamata; Lacertidae.
AUGCGCUGUGCCCACGAGAUCGAGAUCUUUUUCUGCUGCCAAGAGAUCUUGGGAGGCCGGCUCAGCUGCUCCCGCUGCCGGGAAGCCCUCGGAGCGGGGCAGCACCUGCCCGCUUUCCUCGUAGCAACCUUGUUUGCGUCCGUCUCUUUAUUUAGCCCAGGCCUCUUCCUGUUGGAGGUGCCAGGGCAGAGGUGCCCAGCGCAGCCACCUCUCCUCGGACAGAGGCACCCACGCGCACAUCUCCCGGACUGGGCAGGGCGCAGCGCGCCGGGCGAGUGAGUCAGGCGCUCCUUAGUGUAGCUGUUGGCAGCGGCUGCAUCCGCCGCCGCCGUCCCCACUUGACUUCUGGAGCUGGAGAGGUGGCGGCGAAGGCCAGCGAAAGGUUGCAGCUCUGCGAUUCCUCGGCGCCGAGAAAAAAACCAAGCAGCAGACGCCGCGGAGGCGAUCGGCGCGGUCGCCUUGCGGUUGGGCGAGAAAAGGAAGCUUCUUUUUCGUCCUAUAGUAGGACGCGCCGUCGAGUUUUGCUGCGCGCUCUGCGGAGCGAGCGAGCGCCCGGCGACUUCCUGAGCAGCCCGAGCCAAGGCGGCGAGCGGCGAGGAACCAGACGCCGCUAGACCUCCGGAAAGGAGCGAGCGGGCUCCGGAGGUAAGCUGAGCUUGUCUUGAGACGGCGGUUGCCGCUACUACCACCGGCACCUCUGCGCUUCGGCUUUCGAUUCCUGUCUCUUUUCGGGUUUGUUUUCUUUUGAUGUGCCUUAAGGAGAUCUUUGAGCAAUACGAGCCGAAAAGGAAAGAGGUCCCGGGACUUAAAUAGCGUUCUUUGGAGGUUUGCAAGGAGAUGUUGGCGGAACGUUUUAGGAAACGUGGCUUUCAAAAACGCGCCCUCCAAGAAGCCCUGCUCUAGAGUCCGGGAUCUGGGCAACCCUUUCCAAAAUCUUUCCGGAGAGGGCCCUUGUGAAAUUGCAGGAAAAGACCCUGGUGGCGUAUGGGGCUAGCAAGGGACAAAUUAGUACAUACUGUAUUAUGAUGAGCAAGGAGAGGGGUGUGUGUGUGUGUGUGUGUGUGUGUGUGAGAGAGAGAGAGAGAGAGAGAGAGAGAGAGAGAGAGAGUUCUAUUUCUGCCAAGCAACAACUUAGGAAGGAAGCUACUCCAACAGGAUAUCGAUGCUUCCUUUUCCUAAGUCAAUUUCAUUUGCAAGGGAGAUGGUGAUUAUUCUGGGAAGGGUGGGCCGAAGAAGUGCAUCCGUGCAGAAUGGAUCCCAUCAAAACAACUGCAGAGGAAGCGUUUAAGCCCAGAUGCUAUUCAACAGGUGUUCCCAAAAAGUUUCAGUGUGUCGACGCAGAGAGUCGUCUGGCCCCCUUCUGGCUCCCAAGGGCAAGGAAGAGCUGUUUAUUCUCUUGAUCUGCCCUCUUAUAUUGCUGGUAAAGACUUUACAGGCUUCGUCGUGGGAGAGGCACAAUCUGGAAGAGAGGCGUGGGGAAGUUCGCAGAUGCCUUUUGGGAACAAGCACUCCUCAAAUACUUGCGCAAACCCUGUCUUGUGUUACAAGGAGGUUUUUUCCCCCUCUAAGCACAUUUUGUUGGAAUGUUGCCCUCUUGCAGCCAUGCCCAGAUUGGCAGCUGCUUGUCCUCCUGGCUCAGUGCUAUUUAUAAUAUAUUAUGGGCCUGUUUGCAAAUGCACAUCCAUCACUUGGUUGGGCAGCCCUUUAUUCUUUGCAGGUGAAUGUGUGAAUAGAGUCCUUUCAACAGCCUGGUGUUGGAAGCGGUAUAACAAAAAUCUGUCUCUGGUACUUGAUCUGUGAUGGCUGAUUCACAUGUGCAUAUUUAAGGCACACCCACACAAUCCUGGGAACUGUAGUUUGUUAAGGGUGCUAGCAAUUGUAGCUCUGUGAGGGGUAAGCUACAGUUCCCAGGGUUCUGUGGUAGGAAACCAUGUACAUUAAAUGUGCUUGAUGUGGUUGUGAUUAUUGUUGGCUCCACAGCCUUCCACAUGAUCUAGAGCAGGGGUGCCCAAACUUUUUUCAAAGAGGGCCAGAUUUGAAGAAGAGAAUGUGCGUGUGGGACAGCCCAAGUUGUUGAGCUUUUUUUACAAUCUUAGAAUCUUGCCCCAAACUUGUUGAGGUUUUUAGGACUGAAGCUUUUAGGCUUGAAGUUGCUGAGCUUUUUUAAAAGGAUUUUACCCCAGGACACGGGUGGCGCUGUAGGUUAAACCACAGAGCCUAGGACUUGCCGAUCAGAAGGUCGGCGGUUCGAAUCCCCACAACAGGGUGAGCUCCUAUUGCUUGGUCCCUGCUCCUGCCAACCUAGCAGUUCAAAAGCACGUCAAAGUGCAAGUAGAUAAAUAGGUACUGCUCCGGCGGGAAGGUAAACAGCAUUUCCGUGCGCUGCUCUGGUUUGCCAGAAGUGGCUUAGUCAUGCUGGCCACAUGACCCAGAAGCUGUACGCCGGCUCCCUCGGCCAAUAAAGCAAGAUGAGCGCCGCAACCCCAGAGCCGGACAUGACUGGACCUAAUGGUCAGGGGUCCCUUUACCUUUACCUUACCCCAGGACAUAUACAGCCACGGGGGCCAGAUUAAAUUGACCGACGGGCCGGAUUAGGCCCCCAAAAUAGACUUUGGACAUGCCUGAUCUAGAGGAAGGGCAGUAGUGCAGGAUAAAUGGGAGUAUCCUAAAGCCCUUUCUGUUAGGAUCCGAUUCAGCGCAUGAGAGCAGCCAGGCUCCAAGAUGUACUGAUGUACAAGGUAUGCUUUCCACACGGAUAAUUUCAGUGCAGAAAGGGCUCUGGGAGACCAACACAUGAUAUCUAGCAACUGCAGGUUCCUUACACAGGACAACGGGACUGAACGAGAGCCGUCUAUAGCAUGUGGUGAGAGAUGGAGUGUGUGGCUUGGCUCCUUUAUCAUAUUUUUUCAUGUGCUGUCUCACUUAGUGUCUGCUUUUUCGAUGAACAAAUUUGGCAACAAGUGUAGGAAUUUCCCGCCCCCGCCCCACCUCACCCCCAGGUUGUUUUUCUGAAACCACCGGUGGAAAUGGGAGGGGAGAUGCUAAAGUUUAACAGGCUGUUGCUUCCUGAUGGCCAUUUUCUUUUUCCAAAAAGUAAUUAAAUAUGACGUGCUGGAGGAACUCUCCAAAGAAUCAUUAACAUCCAGGAACUGGUCUGCACAUCCUCCUUCGGCUAUAAGAAAGAGUCCUUGAAAAGCCUGUUUUGCAGACAGAGAGCUGGCCUUACAUCUCUUUGAAAGUUCCACGAAGAAGGAAAUUUCUUAAAAUGCCAGUGCUUCUAGUAUUAGAACUUGCUGCUCCCUUGAUGCCUCCUCACCCACCUGGCAAUGGAUCUGCUGCUUCCUGCCAGCUCCCAGUGGGACCUCUUUCAUCUCUUAUUUAAAGGUUCAUAGGUUCCGGCUGACAGUCAGCUGCAGAUUGAGCAGCUUCAGGGCCCAAAAGGCUGUUUACUGGUUCUGUUCAGAUACUGCCUCACUCCCUGCCACCCCACCCCCACCCCCGCACCCCACCCUAGCUUCACGGCAUGUCUUAUGUCACUCUAGUUUGCCUGCUUAGCACAAGAAAGCGAGGGAGGAACUGGCAGCAGACUGACACUAGCUUUUGGCAGUCCUACAAUGAACCAUUGUGCUUCAAAUGUGGCAUGUGGUCCUAAGGCAGGGCCCUGCAUUGGGGAAAAGAUUCCUGCAUUGCAGGGGGUUGGACUAAAUUACCCUCGUGGUCCCUUCCAACUAUAUGAUUCUAUUAUCUAUUAUGAUGUCCUCCAUAUGCUUUGGACUGCAGCUCUCUCGCCAUCCCUGACUAAACUGGCUGAUGGGAGUUGUAGUCCACCACCCCUGGAGGAGGAGACCUAGGGCAGGGUUUCCCAGACUUGGAUGCAGUGCUGUCUUUAGCAUAUGUGCCGCAGGGGUGCAAAGAUCCACCCAGUGCCCCCAAAUUUAGCCCCCAAAUUAACUUUUAUUAUGCUUAUGUCAGCCACCACGCUUACGUCUUAUCUCUCGUUUAUGAAAGAAGGGAGGGAAAAGAAACAAACCUUUUUAUUUGCUCAUUUAUUUACAAUAUACUUAUACUUAAGUAUACAGCACCACACGUAAUAUAAUAUUUUGAUGUAAGAGUUAAUUUUGAGUGCACGGUGCCGUUGUGAAUGACAAGCGCUGUCAUUGAGUCUGACAAAGCGCUGCCAUUGUGAAUGACAAUCACCACCGCUGGUGGACCGGGUUCGCGUCUCCGCUCCUCCACAUGCAGCUGCUGGGUGACCUUGGGCUAGUCACACUUCACUGAAGUCUCUCAGCCCCACUCACAUCACAGAGUGUUUGUUGUAGGGCAGGAAGGGAAAGAAGAAUGUUAGCGGCUUUGAGACUCCUUUGGGUAGUGAUAAAGCGGGAUAUCAAAUCCAAACUCUUCUUCUUCUUCUCUUCUUCGUUGGCUCCUGCCAUGGAAAUUGGCUUUGGGCUACAAGAAACAGAUAGCACAAGCAUGUAAGACUUGUCCUUAUUAAUGUAAUCACAGGAAAGAGAAAGCACAAGGCAGAAUUAGUAGUGUACUGAUUUUGCUUCUUUUCCUACAGCCAGGAAUUAUGCUUUGUUCUGGUUUCCUAAUAAAUCUUAUGUCAGCCGUUAUAACCUGUUCUGCCACUGGAUUUUGAACCAUAUAAGGUUCACCUCCUCUGGUAUUUUAGAUUACUGCUACAUGUACUAUUGUUGCAGGGAACUGGGUCCUGGGAACAAGGGAAAAUUACCUGAGAAACAAACUCCCUUACAGCCUGGAGGGUUUUAAUGUUGCUAGUUGGGCGGCUUUCAUCGUGAUUAGAGUGAGCUUUUAGAUAAAAGUAUUUUUUUGUAUCCAGUUACAGAUGUACUUUGGAACUUUUGAUCUUGUACAGCCAGAGUGUACCUUUUUAAAAGAUUGGUUAAAGAACAACAACUCUCCUUUUGCCUCUUGUUUGUAACAGUUGUUGUGUUGGAUAUACUUUGAUAUUAUAAAAUAUGUGUAUGCCGCAACAAUGAAACAGGGACUGGCGACACUUGUCUCCUGAUGCAUUUAGCACCAUCUGCAAGAGUUCAUCCAAUUGCAGAGUCCCUUAGCUGAGCAUUGUAAAAUCAGUUAAGUUUAACCCAAAUUUAUUUUUAAAAAUGUAGUCUUCAAAAAUGAAAUAAAAGCAACUCAAUACAUUACAAUGGAUGUGGGGAGCACUAUUUCUGACAUUAAACAUCUCUUGUGCACAUAAAUAUGCGCAGAUCUAGUUUAUGUGCACUGGGUAAGUUAGGUUUCCUAAACACGUGUUCCCAGACAUAUUAAUGUCUAAAGAUACACAAAAACCACAGUAACACUUGUGGCACAUUGACAAAUUCAUUAUCACACGAGCAUUCACAUAGUGCGAUCCAUUCAAUCAGAUGAAAUGUCCUAGGUUACUGCUGUGUGUGUGCGUUACCCACUUGGGGUUGUAAACAGCGAGGUCAGAGAGAAAUGAACUGCAUAAAAUACAGAGACAGCGAUAAUUACAUAAUUAACAGUGGUAAUUCACAAAACACAUGUUGAUAACGUAGACAUUAGGCCAUUGGUAAGCCAAUUAACAUAUGUAGCAUAAUAAAAAUCCAAUUCAAUCCACAAGUGAUAGCACUGACCCUCUUGAUGAUUUCACAUUACGGUCUUUCUUUAAAGUUCCUUUGUUCAAGUACAGCCACUUACAGACUGUCCUGAGAGUCUGAGGGGUCCUCCCCCCCCCCGCUGAUUUUUUGAGUAUUACCAUUUGUCAGUUGCUUAUGAUGUUCACACAUUGCAAGAGGGCUGCCGGAAACUCAGUGCUUACCGUACGUUUCUUUCAGCAGCUGUAAUGGGUAGAGCUGUUCUAAAAUGGUGAGUAAAGAGCCGAUUCCCUCCUUAGUUCAGAGAUGGGAAACCUGUGGCUCUUCAGAUGUUGUAGGAGCACACUUCCCAUCAUCCCUGACCAUGGGCCAUGCUGAAUGAGGUUCAGCCACCCCUCAACAUCAUCCCUGCCACUGAAGUUCAUUCUGGUUUGGCAAUAUAGCCAUUUAACUACUGAUUGAUUGAUUGAUUGAUUGAUUGAUUGAUUUUUUUAAACCCCUCUAACCAUCACAGUAAGUGGUAAGAAAUAUGAACUCGAAAUGUACCUUUCAUGAAUUCCAAAUGCACCAAAGAGCUCUAUGGGCAGUGAUGACUUGCAUAACUGUCGCUGAGCAGAGCCAUCUGAAUGUAUUACCAUAGAAAUGUUAAGAUGGCAAUUAGAAUGUAUUAAAAGAAGGGUAGUUUAGAUGGUUCCUAUUGGUCUUUAGGCAGUCUACAGAGAGUGUCCUGAAGUGGCCAAACAGAAGAACAUUGCACUUGCAAGGAGCAACUGAAAUGCACUGGCGUAAAUUGCAAAAUUGUACCAUCACCUGUUGCUUAUUCAUCCACAUAAAAAUCAGCUAAGUUUUACAAAUGACCAUUGAAAUGAGCUAGAAAUGAGCUGGGAUCUGGCACCCUCAUCCACAGGCCUCAGAAUAAAGCUUUUUCAAGAAACUUGCCAUUCCGAAUGACAGUGAGGGGGUGCCUUGAGAAGAUUGCAGUAUUCCUGAGGAAUUGCCUACAAAAUUUGCUGCCUGCUGCAUCAACUGAAUUCCCAAAUGACCAUCAAAAUGCUGGGAGACUGCUUGGAUCUUUCAAAAUAGCCUGCAGGUUUUGCUGCCCGCCAUGCCCAUGAGCUGAGCUGCUGAAUACACUGAAAUGGCUGGGAGAGACUCAGCGACGCUUUGCAUUGAAUGUCAGGAACCCCAGUGGGUGUUGCAGAUGCACAUAGGCAGCCCCACCCAUGCCCAAGACUUUCCUGUCACUGUUUUGGUACUACUUAGAAUACCUUAUUCAAACAGAUCGUACAACAAGCCUGUGAGGCAGGCUGCAUAGUUGCCUAUUAGAAAUAUCAGUAGCUCUCCAAGGAGUCACCUUCAGAAUGAGAAUAGGAACCCCACUGCCACCCAGUAAAGCAUGGGUAGGCAAACUAAGGCCCAGGGUCCAGAUCCAGCCCAAUCACCUUCUAAAUCUGGCCCGCGGACGGUCUGGGAAUCAGUGUGUUUUUAGAUAAGAAGAAUGUGUCCUUUUAUUUAAAAUGCAACUCUGGGUUAUUUGUGGGGCAUAGGAAUUUGUUCAUUCCCCCCCCCCCAAAAAAAUAUAGUCUGGCCCCACACAAGGUCUGAGGGACAGUGGACCGGCCCCCUGCUGAAAACGUUUGCUGACCCAUGCUAAAGGGAUGCUUACUUUCAUUUCUCUCUCUCAGUCAAUCUUUAAGAAUUAGUUUGAACCUCCAGAAUUUUGUGCUAUUCUGGUCCAGACAUAGAUAAAAAUGCUUCACCAUGGAGUGUGAAGCCACAUCUACUCAUUGCAUGUGCAAACUGCAAUAAUAAUGAGUGAACAUAAGAAACAUGAGAAUGCCCCCCCAUGUAUUUUCUGCAUCUGUUUCUGGAGGCAGGAUAACAUAAUUGAAGCCACACAUUUGCACUUUCCUAGAACCUCAUCUUUCCAACACACAUUACAUUAACAUACACAUUCUAACGGAAAAUGCACAUUUCUGCACUGAAUAUUGGAACAAACCAUGAGCCGCUCCCUCAGGACAAAGGAAAUUUUGCAAGUAUACAUCAGCACAGCAAAGGUUGUUAAAAGUUCCUGGCUGCACAGUGAAGGCCUACAUGGUGCUGGUAAUAUAGUCAUAGCAAGCCAUUCUGUGGCCAGCCUGUCUUGGUUUCAUGGAUGAUAGAGACCACAUCCUCUUCCACACCGGGAUAUAUGUCAUGACAGGCUAAGCUCCCACAAUUAUCUGUCAAAACAAUUAUCACUUUAUUUGCGGGCAACUGUCGCAGAGUUUCCUACACUGUCUUCAUGACUCUAUAUCAUAAUGCAUUCCGUUGGGCACUUGGAAGGACAUGUAUUUGCCUGGAUUUAUUCUGAAGUUGUCAUUCCGGCCUUCCUCACAGGGUUGUUGUGAAGCCUAUUCAAACAACGUAUGCCAAGCAGCAUCAAAAUGGUGGUGUGGAGAGUGGAGUUGUAUGCACCUUUGGGUUGGAUAUGUCUUUUGUGUGCACGGCGAUGUUCCUGACAUUUCAUAUCAGUCGCUGGCCAGCCUCCCAUAGCCACCUCAAUGCAUUUCUACAAUCAGCCCCAAUCCAGUUCAUCAGCAGUAAAACCUGCUAGCGAUGUAGCAGGAUCCAACCUUUCAACAAUAGCAUCUCUAUGGUCUUUUAAGAAAACCAGUUGAUUAGCACAGCAAGACAGCAAAGCCUUCAGACAAUUUAGCAGGGACAAAGGUAUCUCAGUACAAAGAUACAACAGUAACUUUCUGUCAUAUGGAAUGGCAGGGGGCUUUAUUAUGAGGGCUGCAGCUCUAGGUACAAGCAUGAAAUCCAGAGCAAAUGUUGUGCUAGCAGAAGCUGGUUGUACAACAGAAAGUAUCAGGGCUACAGAGAUCUGUUGAGCAACCAGCCAUGAGAACCAGGCUGGAUUCCUGCGCCUUUUCUUGCAUAAGCCAUUUCACUAGCGUAGCUAGUACAGUGCUAAGGGAGUUCAACUUAGCAUUACAUUGGAUUCCUCCCUGUGUGUGUGCAUGCACAGAUGCGCAGACAUAUCCGUCUAAAGGAUAUUCCUUAUUGGAGGCAAUCAGCUAUAAUAUGGUCAUAGGUAGAAGCAAAAAGGGAAUUGUUAAGUUUGCUUAUUCAUUAACACUCCCACCCCAUUCAUACGUUGAUUAUGGAACGACAGGCCCCUAGAGCUGUCUCCCCUCAUUCCAAAUUAAAACACAAUCCAGAGAUUUCUGAUUUCCCAAUCCCUCCUAUUCAUUUUUAAAUGACAAAUUUUACAGGACCAAGUUUCUUUUUCUCGGAAUGUUUGGAAGAUAGUUUGAACUUAGGUAUCUCUCAUUUCUUUUUGCCCUCCCAUAAUCUAUUUCUGUGAAAUAUGCUGAGCUUUAGUGAAAGAGCUGGGAAUCAGUUCCUGUUGCCUUAUGCUUUCAUGAGCACACAUCCUAUUUUUGUUUUGUUGAAGUUCUUUAUUCUUCUAUUAUUAUUAGGAAUAAAUAUGCCUAACUUAGGGGUUUGUUUAACCGUAGUGAAGCUCUACAUUUCCCUCCACCCCUUUGUUUUGUAAUGAAUGUGUACUGUAGCAGAUAGGCUUGUCACCCGAUGCUUAUUUCAAGGAAUGGUCCCUUACUUAUGAGCCUUGUUUGUUUGUGAGAUGCACCUUAACUGCAAAAAGCAACUUCAGUCUCAUGUUACAAAGACAGUAUAUUCCAAUGAAGUUCUGUUCUGACCCACAAAAUGGAUCACUUUCCUACGGUCUCACAAUGCGUUCCUUAUCUUUGAAUUCUUCAGGUGGCAAAGUUCAGGUGCAGACCGUGGCAAAUAGAAAUGUCUGCUUUUCAGUGGGCUGUUCUUCCUUUAAAAGAAUUGUGCGAGAGCUAAUUGUGGCUGAAAUUGUCAGCUAGCUGUGUGCUAUGCUGAUGUAUUCAUGCCACUAAAAUGGCUUCUCUGUGCCUCCUGAAAAGAAUGGCUUGAGCCCUUUUCUUCUUACUCUGACAGUGGUGCAUCACAGAUGUUUGUCUCGAAAAAGCAGGUCAAUUGUAGUAAGUAGUGUAAUGGGCAGGGCUGGAUUAAGACAUGCUGAGGCCAUAAGCAAAGUGGAGUUGAAGAAACCCCACAGCAUUACCCCAAAAUGUGUAUUAUUCUAAGCGAAAGAACAAUGAAAACAUAAAUAAGAAGCUUUUAUAUUUGCAUAUAUUCCCGUACGUAGGCAAGCAUACAACUGACAAUCUAAUAGAAACAUAUAUCUUGCAAUAAGACAAUUUGUAUAUGAAAUACCUUUACAUUAAAAUACAUUGUGAUUUCUUAGCGUAUAUAAAAACUAUACUGCAGUUCAUGCUGCACAGAUUUAUAAACAAAGGGCAACAAAUAAUUGUGUGGCCGUUAAGUACAUUUUUGUCAUACCCGAAUGAUAAAAUCUGCUUUAGAGUCUACAUCCCAUUUCAUUUAUUUUUGAUCAGUUAUGUAAAACUUUAAAUUGGUGUAUUUAGAGCCCCCCCCCCCCCCAGAUCUGAGGCCCUAAACUGUAGUUUACUUAACUUGUGUAGAAAUCUGGCACUGGAGAUGAAGAACCUGAUUAUUGUUGGACUGCUGUUCCCAUCAGCUCUAGCCAACCAAAUGGUUGGGGAAGCUGGGUGUUGCAGUCCAACAUCUAGAGGCCCACAGGGACUUCUAUAACAUUCUUCAUUAUCAGAGGUAUAUAGGUGUGUGUGUGUGUGUGUGUGUGUGUGUAUAUAUAUAUAUAUAUAUAUAUAUAUAUAUAUAUAAAGGUAAAGGGACCCCUGACCAUUAGGUCCAGUCGUGGCCGACUCUGGGGUUGCAGCGCUCAUCUUGCUUUACUGGCCGAGGGAGCCGGCAUACAGUUUCCGGGUCAUGUGGCCAGCAUGACUAAGCCGCUUCUGGCGAACCAGAGCAGUGCACAGAAAUGCCGUUUACCUUCCCGCCGGAGCGGUACCUAUUUAUCUACCUGCACUUUGACGUGCUUCCGAACUGCUAGGUUGGCAGGAGCAGGGACCGAGCAAUAGGAGUUCACCCCGUCACGGGGAUUCGAACCGCCAACCUUCUGAUUGGCAAGUCCUAGACUCUGUGGUUUAACCCACAGUGCCACCCACGUCCUAUAUAUAUAUAUAUAUAUCCCAAAAUGUAGUAUUUUCUAUGAACUGAAUGGCUUAGCUAAGAAUAGGGUCCUAUAUGGCUUCCCUCACAACACAUAUAGUUCCCAGUGAAUGCUGGGAAAUGCUCUCCUCAUUGCUUCAUUGCUUGCUCUUUGACAGCACUAUUCAGGCCUGAUGGAGAAUAUGAAAAAUCUGAGGCAGGUUAGCGUGACUCUUUGUUGUGACAGCAUGAGAGCCUUGUGGGCUGGGGUUCUUGUAAGCUCAGCCGUCACUGUAGGGAAGGUGUGAAGAGGAAGCUAGGCUGUCUGUAAUCACUUCUGCCUGAACGGGGUCUUAAAAAUAGAACAGCGGAAACGGCAAAGUGGCAUAGGCCCCUUGGGGCUGCUUCUAUGAAUGACUGUGUCACUCUACAGUAAUGACUGAUGCUGACCAUCUCUGAUGAGAGGCAAAGCUUCAGGCUAGUAGGUGUUGACAGUACAAAUAGGGGAGAACUGCUUUGAACAUACAUCAAUGGUCAAAAGUGAUCAGCCCAUUCUGCAAACAGGUUUUAUUUUUCAAACCUAUUCAGUAUUAUGCACAAGUAGUCCCGUAAUAAUUUUAAUGCACUGAAUUCCUAAAUGGAAUUGGAUAAUUGAAUGGAAAAUGGGGGUGGGCAGGCUGUGGAUUAGUGGACAUGAAAUGAUUAACAUGGAAAAAGUCCCAGGUUCAAUCCCUUGUGUGGAAAUACUCCUGUCUGAAACCCUGGAGGGCCACUUUCAGUCAGUAUUGACCGUACUGGGCUUGAUGGAUCCAUGGUUUGUCUGAUAUAAUUCCAAAAGAAUACUAUUUUCUAUUGGUUCAGAAAUUCCAAUUUAACAACUUGGUGUUGCUUGUAUAAUUGCAGGUGGGGUUAAAGGGUUUAAUUAUCUGGUGGAGCACUUCAAAGAGCUGUUUUUCUAAAUCUGGAUAAGAAAAGUUUGGGUUUGUGAGUGAGUUGUGAUGCAACUUUAUCUCCUGGUGGGCAGCUUUUUGGUGGCAUGUUACCCCAACAGCCUAUCUAUGUCUUCAUACAUCUGAUGAAGAUCCAUCUAAUGUCACAAUAAAUCUGUUAGUCUUUGAGGUGACCCAAGACACUCUGUUAAAGGGACACGGGUGGCGCUGUGGGUUAAACCACAGAGCCUAGGACUUGCUGAUCAGAAGGUCAGCAGUUUGAAUCCCUGCCACAGGGUAAGCUCCCGUUGCUCGGUCCCUGCUCCUGCCAACCUAGCAGUUCAAAAGCACGUCAAAGUGAAAGUAGAUAAAUAGGUACUGCUCCGGUGGGAAGGUAAACGGCGUUUCCGUGCGCUGCUCUGGUUCGCCAGAAGCAGCUUAGUCAUGCUGGCCACAUGACCCGGAAGCUGUAUGCCGGCUCCCUUGGCCAAUAAAGCGAGAUGAGCGCCGCAACCCCAGAGUUGGUCACAACUGGACCUAAUGGUCAGGGGUCCCUUUAAGACACUCUGUUGUUUUUGCUGCAACAGACUAACAUGAGCAACCACUCUAGAACAAGAGAAGCCAAAGUGGUGAGACCUCCAAAUGUUGUUGGACUCCAGUUCCCAUCAGCUCCAGACAGAGUGGCCAAUAGUCAGGGAUAAUGGAUGUGGGCUGUUGUCUAUCAUCAUAUGGAGAGCAUCACAUCAUCCCCAUGCUCUAGAAGUUGUUACUCCUAUGCUUGUUCCUGAAGUGAGUCAUUCCUAUGUGUACUUGGAUGCAAGAGGGGGCAGGGGCUAGCAUAACAACUACUGGUGUGACUCUACUCAUGUUUCAAAGGCUGCAAAGAUUACACUUCUGGUUCUGCUACUGAGGAGGAGAAACUAAUGUCGCGUCUCUGGUUUUGCUCCUCAGGUUCCCUUUGAAGUGA